Coregonus sp. 'balchen' is the source of this 10645-nucleotide messenger RNA. The record is from the annotation of a GenBank genome assembly. Lineage: Eukaryota; Metazoa; Chordata; Actinopteri; Salmoniformes; Salmonidae.
UGUCUAACUGUCCUCUGAUUGGCUGAAGCCAUGCAAAAAGACUGCCCACCCUAUGUGAUCAACAGGCCGGCCUACUCGCUCCCAGACUUCGAUAGGAAGUUUGACAUGAAGAAACGGACCUUCCCCAUUGGACAGAAAGUGAAGAAAUGCUUCAGGUAUAGUAUUUACAUUCUGCUAACAAUAAAAAGCCCACAAAUGUUUAUCUCUUUCAUGAGUCAAUGAAGUUUAUCUAACAAAACCUUAGUACUUUUAUUCACAUUUACAUUUUAAACCAAUAUGUUCCUGUCGAGAUUUCUGUGAUGUGGUUCUUGGGUUAGUGCUAUACCAAAGGAAGAGGAGCCAUGUUAUGAGGCCAUAGGGAGACUGUUCUAACCAGACAUGCAUGUUUAUGCACAUCAUUAGGUGCUCUGGGUCUCGACUCAAGUCCCUGCUGUUCAGACACCUGCCUAUCCUAAGCUGGCUGCCCAAGUACAAGGUGAAGGAGAACCUCCUCUGUGAUGUCAUCAGUGGGGUCAGCGCAGGUACCAUUCAGGUUCCCCAAGGUCUGUCAUUCUACUCCCUCUGGUGUUCUACCAUUCAAGUUCUGUGCCUUUAACAUUAAAGAGGGGCUGAACUUACCGAUUCCGCCUGGGCUUUUUCGGUACUCAUUGGGCUCAUUCGAGUGGAUCACUUUUGUCAAGUCGUGACCAUCGUGUGAUGUUUGAGUUCGAAAACCCCAAGCCGUUUGUAAAAAACAACUCUCGUUCCUUCAACAUAACAUUUGCGACAAUGUGUUGUAUAUAAUUGUUGUCUAAAUAAGUCUGAGGCGCUGCGUUUUAAUGGUUAGUUUGUCAGUCUGUAAAUGAAUGGGCGGGUUGUAGGUUGAUUCUGGUGAGCGAUUGGAUAGCGUGCACUGCAGCACCCCAGGCAGCUGUGCUACUGAUAAUUUGAUUACUGCCUUGCAGUGCCAGGCGUGAUUAGACUGUGCCAGGCAGUGGUCCCAUGUGGGCAGGCUUAAAAUCACAACCCAACCAUCAGGUAAGCUGUGGCAACCUCAGUUGUAUGAUGGUUCAAGACAACUCAGAACUAGGAAAUCUCUGACCUCCGACUUCAGUGCGUUCAAAACAAUUGGGAACUCUGAAGAAAACGAGCUCCGACUGGGAGAAAUCGUUUUGAACGGUCAUCCAACUUGGAAUUGCAAGUCGGAAACUCGUGCAUCAUCCCAGAGCUCCGACUUCUCCAAUCUGAAGAUCACUGACGUCAUGAUUUUCCCCAGUCUGAGCUCUUUUCUUUUUCUGAGUUCCCAGUUGUCUUGAACGCACCAACGAAUCUCAGUUUUGGACGAUAAUGACUACAUGAUCAAAAUUAUCCUAUUUGUACUGUAGUCAAUGUUGGCACUAGAAUAAAUGUUUUUGACUAAUAUUGAUGCCACAUAGGCUGUUUUCAACCAGAGAAGUUGGUUUUUGAGUUCAGCCUCUCUUUAAGAUAAAUCUCUAAACAUAAAUAUUUUCUAAUACAGUUUCAUAGUGAAUCAUUGCAUUUUUAAUAAGGUCUCAACAUUAAUAUUACAGUUAAUGAUCAGAAUUAUAUUUUCCUUGAUUAUGGUUGUUCAAUUGUUGAUGAGUGAUUUUCUAUUCUUUACAGGCAUGGCCUUUGCCCUGCUGGCUGACCUACCCCCUGUCAAUGGCCUCUACUCCUCCUUCUUCCCUCUCAUCCCCUACUUCUUCAUGGGCACUGCUCACCAAAUGGUCCCAGGUAAGUUUACCAUAAUCAAAGGCAUACAGUGGCUUGCGAAAGCAUUCAACCCCCCUUGCAUUUUUCCUAUUUUGUUGCCUUACAACCUGGAAUUAAAAUUGAUUUUUGGGGGGUUUGUAUCAUUUGAUUUACACAACAUGCCUACCACUUUGAAGAUGCAAAAUAUUUUUUUUUGUGAAACAAACAAGAAAUAAGAAAAAAAAAAAGAAAACUUGAGCGUGCAUAACUGUUCACCCCCCCAAAGUCAAUACUUUGUAGAGCCACCUUUUGCAGCAAUUACAGCUGCAAGUCUAUUGGGGGUAUAUCUCUAUAAGCUUGGCACAUCUAGCCACUGGGAUUUUUGCCCAUUCUUCAAGGCAAAACUGCUCCAGCUCCUUCAAGUUGGAUGGGUUCCACUGGUGUACAGCAAUCUUUAAGUCAUACCACAGAUGCUGCCACCACCAUGCUUCACUGUGGGGAUGGUGUUCUCGGGGAGAUGAGAGGUGUUGGGUUUGCGCCAGACAUAGCGUUUUCCUUGAUGGCCAAAAAGGUCAAUUUUAGACUAAUCUGACCAGAGUACCUUCUUCCAUAUGUUUGGGGAAUCUCCCACAUGCCAUUUGGCGAACACCAAACAAGCUCAUUGGUCUUCAUGGUGCCGCUUGAUUGGUGGUGCCUCUUGCUUAGUGGUGUUGCAGACUCUGGGGCCUUUCAGAACAGGUGUAUACAUACUGAGAUCAUGUGACAGAUCAUGUGACACUUAGAUUGCACACAGGUAGACUUUAUUUAACUAAUUAUGUGACUUCUGAAGGUAAUUGGUUGAACCAGAUCUUAUUUAGGGGCUUCAUAGCAAAGGGGGUGAAUACAUAUGCACGCACCAAUUUUCCGUUAUUUAUUUUUUUAGAGUUUUUUGAAACAAGUUAUUUUUUUAAUUUCACUUCACCAAUUUGGACUAUUUUGUGUAUGUCCAUUACAUGAAAUACAAAUACAAAUCAAUUUAAAUUACAGGUUGCAAUGCAACAGAAUAGGAAAACGCCAAGGGAGAUGAAUACUUUAACAAGGUACUGUAGGUUAUAGCAGGGGUUCCCAAACUUUGUGCUUCUUGACCCACCAAUUGAGGGGUCUGUUGAGUCGCCACCACAAUAAGGGUUGAGAUGUGAAAAAACAAACCCAGACUAAAUAAUUGAUUAUUAAAACCUCUCUGCUUCAAACAUUUAACUGAAUGUAGAUUAUAGUAUGGGCUCUGGUAAUCAGUUUGGGAACUGCUGGGUUAUAGGAUGUAAUUGUACCCAGACACGCUGAAGCUUGAAUAGUCACCAAGUGAAGUGUCCUUGGGUAGGUGGUUUUUUUAUGCAUUGGACAUAGGAUUCCUCUUCUUAAAGUGUGAUUGAGUGUUCUCUCCAUCCAGGUACCUUUGCUGUGCUCAGCAUCAUGGUGGGCAUGGAGUGCCUGAAGCUGGCCCCUGAGUCUGACUUCAGCCACUUCAAUGCCACCCUUAAUGCCACAGUGAUGGAUGAGGACAGGAUGAACGAGGUUCGACUGGGCAUCUCUGGGACGCUGGCCUGCCUCACUGCUAUCAUACAGGUACUGGAGGCCACAGAGAAGGCUAGUUUACCAUUGUACAGUAUAUGUGACAGAACGCAGAUUGUCAAGAAUCUUGCUCUGGAGGCAUAACUGACCGAUUUCGGCUAGAUGGGCCAGCUGCAAAGUCGGGUUAGGCAUUAGGGUUAGCGGUGUGGUUAAGGUUAGGGUUAAGGUUAGGGUUAGGUUUAAAAUCAGAUGUUAUGGCUUUGUGGCUGUGCCAGAUAGUGACUACUCUGCAGAGCUGCCUCCAGUACAUGAGUCAUUCCAAUAAAUGUCAACCUGCGGUUUGAACCCCGGUGAUUCUGAGUGCCACAACUGUGUCAGCAUUCUAAGCUAAGGCAUUGUCUCUGGAGGUAAUGCAAGUGUUCAGCUCUCAUACUGUACCUUAAAUGUGAAUGAAUUAACUGUUGCACAAAAUCUGUCUGAGCAGAUGGGCCUGGGCUUGAUGCAGUUUGGCUUUGUGGCCAUCUACCUGUCCGAGUCCUUCGUCAGGGGGUUCAUGACAGCAGCUGGACUGCAGAUCCUGAUCUCUGUACUAAAGUACAUAUUUGGCAUCAAUGUGCCUUCCUACAGUGGACCACUAGCCACUAUCAAUGUAAGCCUCAUUUGUUGAAAAAUGACCCUUGCUCUUCAUAUCUGCAUGCAGAACUACAGUACUAUUUGUCCCUUUUUGUCACAGACGCUUAAAGAUAUCGUUUAUGGCCUGCCUAACACCAACAUAGCCUCGCUGGUCUUUGCUCUGGUCAGCAGUGUGGUUCUUAUAACAGUGAAGGAGCUGGGUGCACGCUACCGCCCCAAGCUGCCUUUCCCAAUCCCCAUAGAGAUCAUCAUUGUGAGUAAUGGAGGACUCUAACUUGUACCUCUUAUGCUAUGUUAUGUUAUGCAAUGCCAUGUAAUGCUAUAUUAUGCUAUGCCAUGUUAUGUCAGCCUAUGCUAUACUAUGAUAUGCUGUUAUGCCAUCCUAUGCCAUGUUAUGUCAGCCUAUGCUAUACUAUGAUAUGCUGUUAUGCCAUCCUAUGCUAUGUUAUGCUAUGCCAUGUUAUAACCUGAUGAAGACAGCAUGUCUGUCGAAACGUUGGUUAUUAGGUUAUUAAAUUAUUGCAUCUGAGCUCCUAGAGUGUGCGGGUCUCCUUUUCUUUUUCAAGUGUUCUACUCCGUUAGCCAGCACCUCGCCUAAAUAGGUGGGCGUUUCUUUCGCCUCCAUAUUAAUAUGCCAUGUUAUACCGGCAUAUGUUAUGCUAUGAUGCUAUGUUAUGCUAUGCUAUGCCAUCCUAUGCUAUACUAUGAUAUGCUGUUAUGGCAUCCUAUGCUAUAUUAUGCAAUGCCAUGUUAUGCCAGCCUAUGCUAUACUAUGCUAUGCUAUGCUAUGAUAUGGUCCUCUGUAGCUCAGCUGGUAGAGCACGGCGCUUGUAACGCCAAGGUAGUGGGUUCGAUCCCCGGGACCACCCAUACACAAAAAUGUAUGCACGCAUGACUGUAAGUCGCUUUGGAUAAAAGCGUCUGCUAAAUGGCAUAUUAUUAUUAUUAUUAUUGAUAUGAUAUGCUAUUUUAUGCUAUGUUAGGUUAUGCUAUGUUAUGCUAUGCCAUGUUAUAACAUCAUAUGCUAUGCUAUGCCAUGUUAUACCAUCAUAUGCUAUGCUAUGCCAUGUUAUACCAUCAUAUGCUAUGCUAUGCAAUGUUAUGCUAUGGAGUUAUAAGACCAAUAUAAAUGGUUAAACCAGAACCUCCCUUUGCACAGGUGGUGGUGGCCACAGCCAUAUCGGGUCCCCUGGACCUGCCUGAUAAGUAUCACAUUGACAUAGUGGGGAAGAUUCCCCUAGGGUAAGGGACACAGAAUAUUACCAGAAAAGGUUACUGUUAUGGUGCGCUAUUAUGACUGUUUUACAGUCUUUCCUCACAUUGACAAGUAGGUUCUGUAAUCCCAACCUCUUCUCCUAGAUUUCCUGCUCCGAUCCUCCCAGCAGUGAGUCAGUGGGAAGGGAUGCUGAGCUCAGCCUUCUCCCUGGCUAUCAUGGGCUAUGUGAUCAACCUGGCUAUAGGCAGGACACUGGCAGCAAAGCAUGGCUACGAUGUGGAUCCCAAUCAGGUACGAAUAGGGGACAAGCAUGAGGGGAAAGGAAGAAAAUGUGAAGCAAAGUUUAUUUUUCACCACAUUAUUGUCAAAUCUGUCUUCUUUUUUUAAAGACGCACUCCAGCUAUUUUUUUUUACUUUUCCUGUUGUGCCAUGAGGAUACCUGGACCACCUAUUGAGAUAUGCCUUUUGUUAAGUAAAUCAGGUGAUAAAUGAGGUGAAAGGAGCCUGGAGUGUGUCUUUAACAUAUUCAAUGUUUUUAUGUAAUCCCAUCAAAUCCCUCUGUCUGUAGUGUACUAUAAACAAUGAUGUGUGUUUCUGUGCAGGAGAUGUUGGCUCUGGGCUGCAGUAACUUCUUGGGGUCUUUCUUCAAGAUUCAUGUGAUCUGCUGUGCUCUGUCUGUCACCCUGGCAGUAGACAAUGCUGGGGGAACAUCACAGGUCAGACACAGGGAGCAUUGAGACACUGGGAGCAUUGAAGCUGGACAAUGUAGAAACUUUGCACGGCACAAGACAACACAGUAUUCAUUGAACAUACCUCUUACCUUUAUGUUUAACAAUUCACUUAAUUAUAAUGAACUUGUUAAUUCCCUUUGUAGUUGAUUGACUGACAAUUUGUUUAUUUGUUUAUUAGGAUCCCCCUUUUGCAGAAGCAUCAGCUACUCUUCCCGGGGGCCACAAAAAACACAAAACAACAAUAACAUUCCAAGUUUCAUCAGAGCUCUGUUCAGGACACAACAGUUAGUGUGUAGUAUUGGCAUCUUGUCUCAAUAAAGACUCCAUCCUGUUCUUUCUUCUUCACAGUUUGCCAGUCUGUGUGUGAUGCUGGUGGUCAUGGUCACCAUGCUGGCCUUGGGGCAUUUCCUCAAACCACUACCAAAGGUGAGGACCUUUAUUUCAAUGCAUUCAAAAGAGAUAGAAACAUUGACGUACAGCAGAGGUUCUCAACCUUUUCUAUUCCGGGGCCCACUGAAGCACUUUCAAAUCGAGGAACUCCUGAAAGCUCUCUUAGACCUCUCAGGGGUCUUAGAACCCCUGGUUUAGAAUCAGUAACACUGAGGGUUGAAAAUCAAAAUAAGUAUUUGUUUCUUCUUACAUCAUAUAUGUUUAUGAUGUACAAAUAACAUAAAAGUAAAAAGGUACUGAGUGUUGAUCACCUUUUAUUCCUAUAGUCUGUGUUGGGAGCCCUGAUAGCUGUCAACCUGAAGAACACUCUGCUGCAACUCUCUGACCCAUAUUACCUCUGGAAGAAGAGUAAACCGGACUGUGUGAGUCAAAUCCAUUCCUCAUUGUAUGACCAGGACAUGCUUAUAACCCUCAGUUUAAGUGUCAGCUCUGAUGUCGAUACUCAAACACUAUCAAAUCUACUGCUCUAAUUAUCCUGUAUCUUUUUCAGUGUGUGUGGGUUGUGUCAUUUUUAGCCACGUUCUUCCUGAGUUUGCCUUAUGGAGUUGCCAUUGGAGUUAGCUUCUCCAUCCUCAUGGUUAUUUUUCAGACCCAGUUGUAAGUAAAACAACAUUGAUUGUGUAACAAAAGUCACUGGUAUAUUUCAUAUGCUCAUGUUUUUAAUUGUUAAGAAAUAAAUUAGAUUUAUUUUAUUUUGUUCCCCACAGUCGAAAUGGUUCAGAGAUGGCUCAGAUCAUGGACACAGAUAUUUACAAAAAUCCCAAGGUCUACAGCAAGGUAGUGUCAUCACCAUUUACUUUGGAUUUAUGUUUGUGUCUUCUUUCAUAGCAAGGUUGAAUGUAUAUAAAUAUAUCCAAUGGAAUACAUUUAUGUUUCUAUUUCUAUAGGUGAAAUGUGUAGAAGGGGUGAAAAUAAUGAACUACUGCUCCCCUCUCUAUUUUGCCAAUGCAGAGAUAUUCAGACGAAAGGUCAUCAAAAAGGUACCUUGAUGACUAUAGGAUGGCCAUGUCUCUUAACUCUGCCAUCAAUUAUGUUUAGAACCAUUUACCAUCUGGUGUGUGUUUGUGCAUAGACUGGAUUGGACCCAGGUAAACUUCUCCUGGCCAGGAAUACGUUUUUGAAGAAACAGCAGAAAGAAUUAGACAGGCAAAACAAGGAGACCAAGAAGAAGAAGCCCAGCUCUCUGGUAACCAUGAGAUCUCAGGUGAGAGGUCACAGGUCAGGGCUUUAGUGUAUUUAUUUUGGGUAAAUAUGACUAUACUGAACAAAGAUAUAAACACAACAUGUAAAGUGUUGGUCCCAUGUUUCAUGAGCUGAAAUAAAAGAUCCCAGAAAUGUUCCAUACACACACAAAGCUUAUUUCUCUCAAAUUUUGUGCAGAAAUAUGUUUACAUUCCUGUUAGUGAGCAUUUCUCCUUUGUCAAGAUAAUCCAUCCACCUGACAGGUGUGGCAUAUCAAGAAGCUGAUUAAAUGGCAUGAUCAUUACACAGUUGCACCUUGUGCUGGGGACAAUACAAGGCCACUCUAAAAUGUGCAGUUUUGUCACACAACACAAUGCCACAGAUGUCUCAAGUUUUGAGGGAGCAUGCAAUUGGCAUGCUGACUGCAGGAAUGUCCACCAGAGCUGUUGCCAGAGAAUUGAAUGUUAAUUUCUCUACCAUAAGCCGUUUUAGAGAAUUUGGCAGUACGUUCAACAGGCCUCACAACCGCAAACCACGUUUAACCACGCCAACCCAAGACCUCCACAUCCGGCUUCUUCACCUGCGGGAUCGUCUGAGACCAGCCACCCGGACAGCUGAUGAAACUGAGGAGUAUUUCUGUCUGUAAUAAAUCCCUUUUGUGGGGGAAAACUAAUUCUGAUUGGCUGGACUUGGCUCCCAAGUGGGAUAUAGCCUUCAUACAGACUUCUCACUGGGCGCACACUGGUUGAACCAACGAAGAAUAGAUGUUGAAUGGACGUCUGUGCCCAGUGGGUUCUGUGUGUUUAACACAAUUAAUUAGUGAACAGCUGUAUCCCCUCGAAUGCUUUUGCAAUUGCAUGCCGGUGGUGUUGGGACCGCUGGAGUAGCUGUGGUGAGAGAGCGCUGUAGGAAAGUGCGCCAUGGCAGAAAUGUCUCGCUUUACGGCACCGCUUCACAGGUCAGGGUAGGUCAAAGGUCAUAGGCAUCUGAUCUGACCACCAAUAGACCGUAUAACCAAGCCUUUUGGGUUUUGAAGGUGUUAUGUGAAACAUACUGUACAUUUGAGAUGAAAUUAUGUUGAAGCUAAAUACAUAUCCCAGUGUAAUUUAGUCUUUGGUUCGAUUAAGUUGACUGUUUUGUGGCUUUCUUUCCCCCAUGUCUAGACCAUAUCACAGCUAGAGCUUCAGAACGACUUUGACAUUGGCGACGACAAUCCUUACCCGCCACCAUCACCCACCAGUUAUGUGAACUUCCACUGUAGUGACAAUGAGCUGGGUGAGCAGUCUCCUGACCCAGACCAGCCCAGUUCCUCCCCUGUCACCCUGGACUCUCAGCCCACCCCCUUCCACACCCUCAUCCUGGACCUGGCAGGGGUCUGCUUCAUAGACCUCAUGGGAAUCAAAGUGCUCACCAAGGUCUUUAUUUCCUUUAUUUGGUUCCCCGUUAUGCCUUGGCCAUUUGUUAUGCUAGCAACAGUAUAUGAAUAGUGAGAUGAUGGGUGAUACUACAACAGUGUCAUCAUAUAGACCAGGCAUGCCCCCUUUUGAAGGCCAUCGUAUCAAUUCUUAUAUAUUUUUUUGUUUCAAGUUAGAAUAGUAGAAUAUUUAAACAUUUGGUUGUGCAUUAGCAGGUUUUUUUUGUUAUGUCAGUCACUGAUAGUCAGUCAAUUAGCCCAUGUCCGCAAUUCUUUUUUAGAUUGCUAAGUUAGUUUAGCAGCCAGCUAUCCAAACUUGUUAUCAUGGUCGAAUUACCGGCCGGGGGACCACCAGUGAUUUUGUUAAGCAGUCUCACUCAGAUAUCAUAUUAAAAACUGCAAACAUUUCUCUCCAUCCUAUGGCAAAAUGUGUAGAAUUGCAGGAAAUUAGUUAUAAAAUAGCAAAAUCUUCUCUCUGCCCCAUGGCAAAAUGUAUAGAAUUGCAUGAAAUUAACUAAAAAAACGUUAAACAUUUAUCUCCGCUGUCAAGGGGGGGUGCCACUAAAAUGUUUAGCUCGCAAUGUGUGUGUGUGUGGGGAGGGUUAUGGAUGAGGGUAUGCAGACCCUCGUGCAACUGCGGCCCCUCAUGAUGAGUUCAGUUUUUUUGUGGCCCCACCCCAAUCAGAGUUGCCCAUCCCUGAUAUAGACGAUAAGCAAUAAGUCUCCAAUUUUAUUUAGUUUUUUAACAAGUCUGAAAGUGCAGGAUGCAUUUGUACUUUUACAGUGAUAUGCACUGGCAUUUGUCAUAGAGUUGGUUGAGGUUUGAUGUGUGCUGUUAUGUACUUGUCAUACAGAUGUACUCGAGCUAUGAGAUGCUGGGGAUCAAGCUAUACUUGGCCAAUGUUCAAGGUAAGAUCUAGUUUUCAUGACGCAGUUACCUAUCGAACGGCCAGGUGUCUUUCAAUAGUAGUCAUGGGAACAGGAUCUCAUUUGCAGGAGCCAAAGCUGAGUCACUGUCUGCAAACUAAGGACACAUAGAAGAUGAAAGAGAAUACAGUUAACGGUUAAAAUCCCAUCUCAGCAUUAACAUAAUAGGGUCUAGAAUUGUACAUUUCCUUCUCACUUUUUCAUAUUGAGAUAAAGAGGUGAUCCAUCAAAGGGUAUAGUGCAGGUGGGCAUUCAAUUACAAAGGGUUCCCUGUUCAUAAUAUGCCAUUUAGCAGACGCUUUUAUCCAAAGCGACUUACAGUCAUGUGUGCAUACAUUUUUACGUAUGGGUGGUCCCGGGGAUCGAACCCACUACCCUGGUGUUACAAGCGCCAUGCUCUACCAAUUGAGCUACAGAGGGCCACAUCAUCUGCUGAAUCAUAUAUGCAAUGCCUUGGGCUUCCCGAUGCAAAGGAAUGUUUAAGGUCAUUUGAGUUCCAUCACGUUGGGCGAAAGAUUCAGUCCAUUAACACAAAAGCCCAUGUCUGUCCCUACAAAACAAAAUAGUAUCAUAGUGGGCAUACAAGGUCCCUGAGCUCCCUAGUUACGCUCCUUGUAUUACUUUGUUGGUUUCUGGUGUGUGUUUGCAGCACAGGUGUACGAGGAGCUGGAGGGGGGAGGGAUGUUUGAGGAGGGCAGUGUCCCCCGAGGUCACCUCUUCCUGUCUGUCCAUGACGCCAUCCUCUGUGCCCAGCAGAGGUCGAGGAACACAGAAGGCCCUGAAAAGGCAGGUCCCACCUACUCCUACACCUUAAUCACUAUGACCAUGAAUCACUUCUCAGAUCCUCAUUGA